AUGGAUAAGUUUUUGAAUUCUAGUAGAAAACGUGAUAAUCCAGAAGUAAUUUCAAAUAUUGAAAAGAAACAAAAAAUCAGAAAAUAUGAUGAUAGUUAUUUGAAUUUCGGAUUUACUAGCACUGUUGUUGCAAACGUAGAACAUCCCCAGUGUGUUGUUUGUUUGAAAGUAAUGGCUGUAGAAAGUAUGCUUCCAAAUAAAAUGAAACGCCAUUUGGAGACAGUUCAUGGAAAUUUGGUGAACAAACCACGUGAUUAUUUCGUAUCAAAAUUAAAAGCUAUGGCUCAACAAAAACAUAUUUUUACAAAACAAGCUACAAUUCCUUCUAAAGCACUACUUUCUUCCUAUAAAGUAGCUUGGCGAAUAGCAAAGAGUAAAAAACCUCAUACUAUCCCAGAAAAUCUAAUUUUACCAGCCGCUAUGGAUAUGGUGUCUAUUAUGAUUGGGGAUGCUGCUGCUAAACAACUUCAAAAUGUGCCAUUAUCAGAUAAUACUAUUAGUCGUAGAAUACAAGAUAUGGCUGAAGACAUCAAUGAUCAAUUAAUUGAAAAACUAAUAGGAAAUGACUUCGCCAUUCAACUGGAUGAAGCAACUGACUGCCAUAAUGAUGCCCAUCUUAUUUGUUAUUUAACUGAAAAAAUUACUUCUUUUAAAAGAAAAUUAGUCUUGUGGAAGAAUAAAAUGGAUGAAGGUGCUUUAAAUGACUGUUUUCCCACAUUGUAUAUGUUCCUUCAUGAAAAUAAUUUAAACUUGAUAGAAUCUAUCAAAUUAGUAUUCAUGGAACACUUAUCACAACUUAUUGUUCACUUCCAAAAUUAUUUUCCCGAGGACGAUCAACAACGAAAUUGGAUUAAAGAUCCUUUUACUACUGAUCUACCGUCAGAAUUAACAAUUACUGAACAAGAACAACUGAUAGACUUGUACUCAGAUUCAGUAUCAAAAUCCAAAUUUGUAUCAUUAUCUUUACCAGAAUUUUGGAUAGCUAUGAAGAAGCAAUAUCCGAUCGUAGCCAAUAAGGCUAUCAGGACUUUAAUUCCAUUUGCUUCUUCAUACUUAUGUGAAACGGGUUUUUCGGCCUUAGCAGUUAUCAAAAGUAAAUACAGAGGAAAACUAAAUAACGAAAAGGAAAUGAGAAUCGCACUAUCAAAAUUUACCCCACGAUUUGAUGAUUUAAUGCAACAAAAACAAGCACAGCCGUCCCAUUAA
Aphis gossypii (cotton aphid) is the source of this 1206-nucleotide messenger RNA. Its product is annotated as SCAN domain-containing protein 3-like. Lineage: Eukaryota; Metazoa; Arthropoda; Insecta; Hemiptera; Aphididae. The record is from RefSeq and is a predicted model, not a curated record. The transcript is spliced from 2 exons. Bases 1 to 1206 code for a protein of 401 amino acids.